Cadophora gregata is the source of this 776-nucleotide messenger RNA. RefSeq lists its product as uncharacterized. Gene Ontology annotation, molecular function: structural constituent of ribosome; rRNA binding. The coding region runs from base 11 to 763 and encodes 250 amino acids. NCBI's taxonomy places the organism in Eukaryota, Fungi, Ascomycota, Leotiomycetes, Helotiales, Ploettnerulaceae. Gene Ontology annotation, cellular component: ribosome; mitochondrial large ribosomal subunit. The transcript is spliced from 3 exons. Gene Ontology annotation, biological process: translation. The record is from RefSeq and is a predicted model, not a curated record.
GGCAUUCGCAAUGCUAUCCACCGCCCGAUCGAAGGGCCUUGAGAGGGCAAUUGCCUCUGCCCCUUCGGCUUCCAUACCAGCUUUUCUCCUGCCAGCGUUUCCUGCCGCCACACGAUCAUUCUCUUCAUCAGCAAAUCGACGGUCUCAGAUAGGACGAGCACCGUUGUCAAUUCCACCAGAAGUCAAUUUUUCUAUUAUACCUCCGCCUGUACGAAAGAAUGCCCGCGCGUCGCAGGUUGCUGGCAGACCGACUGUGCAGAUUGAGGGUCCUUUAGGCAAGAUGUCUUUGACCAUCCCGAAUUUCGUCAAUAUCGAGCAUGAUACGGCAGUACGGAAAGCAUAUGUCACUGUUGAAGAUAGAGAGGUCAAGCAGCAGCGAGAGAUGUGGGGGACAACGCGCGCAUAUCUUCAGAACCACAUCCUUGGAGUUUCGGAAGGACAUACAGCUAUUCUACGUCUAGUUGGAGUCGGAUACAGGGCGACGAUUGAGAACACUGCUACAACUGUGGAGCCGGAGUUCGAGGGCCAGCAAUUUGUCGCGUUGAAGGUUGGAUAUUCGCAUCCGAUUGAGCUUCCAGUACCCAAAGGCGUCAAGGCUAGCACGCCACAACCUACCAGAAUUUUGUUGGAGGGCUGUGAGAAGGAAGUUGUUUUACAGUUCGCGGCGGAGAUUCGACAGUGGAGGAAACCUGAGCCGUACAAGGGCAAGGGAAUAUUUGUCAAUGGGGAAACUAUUAAGCUAAAGGCGAAGAAGAUCAAGUAGUCGCGGAGCACAU